AUGGAUCGGCAGGUUUAUCAACCUACUUAUGAAAGGGAGGAUCCAGCAAAAGAUCGUCUUAAAUACAAUCCUGUUUUUCUUCGAGAUAAACAUGGCAUUUUCAAGAUCACUGAGAUAUUUCACUUUUGUUUUCAGAUAAUUUUGACGAUUUGCGCCUUCAUUUCUGUUGGAUCACACUUUGCUUUUCGAGACAGUGGUUCGGGCGGAUGGAUAAACUUCACUCUUUCGCUGUCUCUCAUAAUAUCCCUGUUUUUCUUCUUCGGGUACCUUUUCAACCUCAUCCCCUUUCUUCCUGGACCAUGGGCUGUUAUUCUCUUGCCUUUGCGAACCGUGACACCUCAAGCUCUGCCUAUGGCAGUUGUUCGGGUGGUUGUAAUCGUGAACCUGAAGAUGGUCGUCAACAUAAGCCUGCCAUCGCUUCGGGCCGUCGUUGGCUCGUUGGAUCAGUACUACUUCCUCUUUCAGGGGUUGGAUUUGGGUUUCUUUGGCCACCUUUGGCGUCCUCGAAGGGAGUCACCUCUUGCAGCGUCGAGUACAUUGCCAUACUUAUCCUUCUGUCUCCUCUUCAUCGCGGACUUUGUCUGUCAAUGCCUUCUCGCCUUCCUCAUCCUCAUUUCGAUGAUUGUCGCCGCGGCAUUCUCACCCUACUCCAAUGCGGCUAUUGCAGCAGCGGUAAUCACAGAGCGGCACGCCAAUGUGAGUCAGGGGAAGGUUUUAAGUGACUUUGCGUCGCGAUGGCGUCACAACGUCACUCUAUCGCCAUUUGGCGGAAAUGUGAAAUGUAACGCCUUCAUGAAGCUGGUCACUCCUUGGGUUAGCAAGCCUGUCUGGAAAAUUCAUUUUGCGACAGGUCAAGCUGUCACUGCGGUAGCUGACGAGGCACAAAGGGUCGCCAGCACUUUUCAUGCCUCAGCAUGCUCCACUGACGCUUGUUUCAAUAAGUUGCCCCUUUUCUUCUCCUCCCAACAGGUGUUCUGUGCAUUCUUGUCAUUUUGCUACCUCAUUGAAACGUUGAUGCGAUUCUCCGUGAAACGCGAGGGCGAUAGAAUGGUUAUUGCCACUCAUGGCGUCUUUCGGAGCAGCGCAUCUGGCGGCGCUGACUUCCAACGAGCGCCCACAGACCCCGCUACCGAUGGUUACGGAAUGCCCUGA
Hydatigera taeniaeformis is the source of this 1152-nucleotide messenger RNA. Lineage: Eukaryota; Metazoa; Platyhelminthes; Cestoda; Cyclophyllidea; Taeniidae. The record is from the annotation of a GenBank genome assembly.